UUUUCGUAUUAUCAGUGAAUGUCAAAUAUUUAUAAUUUGCCAAAAAAAACAGUAAAUAACAAGUUUGUUAUCGUAAAUCUUUUGUCUCGAAUGCACCACAAUUACAGCGAAACGAGAGAUUAUCUAGGGCAACGGAAUAAAAUGUUAAAAUCGAGACUGAAAGUGUUGUCCGAAUAGUACGAAAAUCGUAUCCAAAUGGAAGUGAACCCUUUGAGUAUAAUAUUGGUGAAGUCCGACUCUAAAGGGGACAGACUGCUGUUUCGCUAUCCAUUUACCAUCAAAAGCAAUGAAUCGAACCAGAAGAAGAAACGUCAUCCGUACUCGCUAGUCACACAAGAGGACAUUCUGCAGAGUCCACUGCCACAAACAUCGAACAUCCAUCAAGGUCAAUUGUCCGGAUUUACGGAUGAAGUACUCUCAACGCUAUUCGCAGUCAAACCGGAAUUAUGUAACCAGAAAUUCGAGCUAAAGGUUAACGACGUUCGAUUUGUGGCUCAUCCGACAUACAUGCAAUCGAUUUUGAUAAACAUUGUUUUUGCUCUUCACGCCCAGGCAAGCUAUUCGAUAGUGAAAUGUUACUACGAACUGAGUAAGCGACUGGGUCACGCUCUGGUCUACGAAGAGAGUCGUGUUGGCUAUUUAUCCGACGAAAUGAAAUUGAUGGCGAAAAUUCAUGACGAAAUAGCCACGACCAGUGCGGAAAAUGAACUUACCUUUCCUGUUCAGAGUUUAUCGGCAUUCGAUUUGAUUUUGGAGCAGUCGUCGUUAGCACAGUGUCUGAAAUCGAUAUACCAUGACCUAUGCACAACCGGCCUUCUUAACACGACAAUCAAUCAAUGGGUCACACUCUCGUUCUGUCUACCUCACAAAGCGCAUCAAGCUCACAAGAAGGGAAUCAUUGUUGAACCUGAAAAAAUAGAUCGCUGCUUGCAAUCGCUGAAACCAUACCACGGGAUGCUGUUACUGGUUGAUCUAACCGAACUGUUAGAUUGUGUACCGCCGUCGGGUGCAAGAAUGUUACUCCAAUUGAUCAACGCAUACAAUCCGCUGAAAACGUUACAAAAUAUGGCAAACGAAGCCGACCUGGCUAUCAAUCACGUUUACGAACUGGUCGGGCAUCUGGUGUACUGGGCUAAGGCAACGAUAAUUUAUCCGCUGUGCGAAACCAAUGUAUAUGUAAUAGCUCCAGACGCAGCUUUACAUACCCAGUCACCGUUGGUUGAAAAAUUUUCCAUCAAAUUUCCCGGAAUGUCGUUGUUUGAAGUGAUCAGUGAUUUUUCCUUACCCACGUCCAUCGGGCAUUUAACAACACCUCUGCAACAUCCGACUAGACAAGGAACUCUGGCUCAAAUGGUCCUAUGGAUGUUACAACACCAUUUGUUGAUGCAGUUGCAUACGUACGUUCAAUUUAUGCCUACCGAUGAAGGAUCCAAUGGAUUUUAUGACUACAGUGAACAUAACAACGAAAUCGACGAUGCUGAUGGCGACAAUGUUACAGGACAAUUGGAUAGUGAAAGCUCUGUGUCGCAGGACGAUGAUUUACAUGCCGGUUCACUACUGAGUAUGUCCAGUCAACCGAUUCCAAUGGUGCCGAAUACGAGCCGUCGUUCCAUCACUGACGAGCAUUUCUCCGAAAUGGCAGAUUCAACCAUAUCGGACAAUAUUGUGGUGAAACGGAGUUCGAGUGUGAAAUCCCACUACAGUUCCGGUUCGUUGAGCACGGAAAAUGGUAACAGUCUACAGGACAGUCUGGCAUCCAUUGAGGAUGAAGAGAAAAUUAAGGAGCUACUGAUGGCAUUCCAAGAGCCCGAACGUUCAGCUAUUAGAGAUCUUCCAGCCGCGUCGAGUCCGGAGGACCUAAAUCUGAUGGUUCGACUGUAUCAGGCCGGGUACUUUAAGGGCGAACAUCAUCUGGAGGAAAUUAUGUAUUUCGAAAAUCUUCGCCGAUCUCAACUGUUGCAACUGCUGGACAAAUUUCGCGAUGUGUUGAUCAUCUAUGAAACGGAAGAUCCGGCAAUUGCAACUCUAUACACACAAACUUGAAUCCAGGACUGGUGUUCCAGUUUACUGGAACUGUCGUUCAUGUAACUGCUGUUUACCGCAUCCGAAGGAUGCAACCAAUAAAACGUCUUUUGAGUUUCGUUUAACAA
Messenger RNA from Bradysia coprophila, 2150 nucleotides. RefSeq names its product GATOR complex protein Nprl3 (gene Nprl3). Gene Ontology annotation, cellular component: GATOR1 complex. Gene Ontology annotation, biological process: negative regulation of TORC1 signaling; positive regulation of autophagy; cellular response to amino acid starvation. The record is from RefSeq and is a predicted model, not a curated record. Lineage: Eukaryota; Metazoa; Arthropoda; Insecta; Diptera; Sciaridae.